Molecule: messenger RNA, 1991 nt
Organism: Amphibalanus amphitrite
Lineage: Eukaryota; Metazoa; Arthropoda; Thecostraca; Balanomorpha; Balanidae
Exons: 4
Coding region: 129-635 (168 amino acids)
Biological process (GO): negative regulation of smoothened signaling pathway
Cellular component (GO): ciliary membrane; Golgi apparatus
Source: RefSeq, a predicted model, not a curated record
CCGUGAACGUAUAAUACGGGAUGCAUUGCGAGAAUGAAUGAAUGGGUGUAAUCAUAAUUCAAAUUCAGUUUAGACAUCUAAUAUCAAUAUGCAUUGAUAUUUUUUGUUAAAAUUUGAACGAGACAAAGAUGGGCAAGCUUACAAUUGUUGCAUUUGUGACCUUCUUUAUUGUUGACAUUCUUAUCAUUGUAAGCAUUGCAACUCCUGAUUGGGUGGUGUCAGACAUCGGAGGCAGUAUUCGUCUGGGCCUGCUGUGGUCAUGUCAGACAAGUCGCGGACGCCCAGAGACCUGCUAUGUGCCUCGUCUUUGUCCAGAGUGGCUACUCGUGCUCAUAUGCUUGCUCUGCAGCUGCCUCUGUGUGUCUACAACACUGCUACUGCUGCUGCUCGGCACAUGGAGCCACCGGCUAUAUAAUGCUGCACGAUGGCUUGGAUUUGCAGCUGUGGUUUUCCUCUGUCUGGCUGCAGUGAUCCUGCCAGCAGGCUUCCACAUGGCAGAGAUCGGCAGUGUGGCCUACCAGCUGCCCCCUAGCUACUCAGUGGGCGUCUCCUACAUUCUCUUCAUCGUCUCCAUCUUUGUGACAGGAGCGGCUGAGCUGUGCGCCUGCCGACUCUGCCUGUCACACCACCGGUGAUUGUCUGAGACACCUGGCAACCGAACUGUAAGUAGAGCUUGGCUGCUCUACCAGAUGUGAAGCUGUACUCACUAUGGUGAUCUCAAAGCGUGCGGAGAUAAGCCAAGGGAUGUGGCGAGACUGGAUCCCGUGCCAUUUUGUGUUACCUACUCGUGUCUCAUUUUUACAUAACAGGCUGCAUAAGUUGUCUUUGACGCUUGACUUUUUUGUAGAAAGAUUCCAUAAUUUCACGGAAGAUGUCGUUAUUUUUUUAUUUUACGACUCGCUUUUGUUACAUGUCGGUUCUUCGUCACGAGGGAGGGACGCAAACGGCAAAACGCUUAACUUUCGGUCAUUAUGAAGCUGGUUUAGCAAUGAGGCGUACACUCAUUCACUGUUCUUUACUUAGGGUCAUAGCGCAGUUAAGAAGAAGGUCAUGCGGCCCCAGAAUCCAAACCCCGUAAUUUCUGCGUGACAUUUGUGCAUUAUUUCAUGACAAGAAUUUUUUUAAUCUUGUGUAUUUACAACUUGAUGCAGCAAGAAGUAUAGUAAUAGCUAAUAACUAUCGUACUUUCCACUGGAAAAUUUGACUGCAGUUAAAAAAGCCCAUACCGGCCGAUGAUUUCCUACUUUAUUUGCUUUCUGUUUUCUUGUAUAUUUACUAUUGCAUGAUAGAAAAGGGGACCUGUGACACAAAGCUACAUAACCUAUACAGGGAACGCUGCAUCAUGUAGGUAUACUCUGUGAAAGUGUGUAAACUAGCCCUUGGUAUGCGCUUGCAUUAUAGACGCGACGUCGUUGCGCUUCUCUCCCUUCGACAUAAUUGUUUUACGCCUUCCAUAUUGUGGAGCUCAACAGGGGACGGUGGGACUAACUAUUUUGUUAUCUUAGCUGUGGGUAGAACUUGACCUGACCUGACUGCAAGUAGAUUUAAUCGAAUGGAAACGUGCGUCUUCCCGGCUAAACUCAGGCUUUGAAUUGGCAAACGUUUUCUGUGUAUGCAGCGAGUGUCGUGUACCAGCAUAUUUUUACGGUGUUGGCUCCGGCAAUUGUGUUCAAAACGAUUGUAGGUAUUUGUGUUUCCGGAUCGUUGGAUCUGAUUUUAUAAGAUGGCUGAUCAGAAUUAUGCGAUUGUGCUCGUACCUCAUAAAACUCAUCGUGCUGUUCCGUGGUGGGCUGUGGCCUUUUGCAGUGUAACGCGAUCGUGCAUGGAUGGGACAGCCGCGUGUAGUGCCAAUGACGUUCUUUUUUACGCCCGUGGUCUGAAGAAAUGUUUUUGACAGUUUGUGAAAGCGAUAUUGUAAAUGAAACGAAUGGCCAUAAGUGUGGAACAGUGGAUGAACAAUUACCUGUAUUGUAAUAUAAGUGACGUCACCA